This is a messenger RNA of Onthophagus taurus, 2419 nucleotides long. The record is from RefSeq and is a predicted model, not a curated record. Lineage: Eukaryota; Metazoa; Arthropoda; Insecta; Coleoptera; Scarabaeidae.
GGAACUCCACUCUGUUCGGUCAUCGUUUAAAAAUUUUAGUGCCAUAUUCGUAAGCAUUAAAUUUGCUUAUUCACUGCGGGGAAUUUCAUUUUGGAGUAGAAAAAGAAAUUUGCGAAAAUGUACACGUAUUUUACUGUUGAAGAAAAAUCUUUUGAUUUAUAUAUUUCUUUGAAAGAUCUCUAUGAACCAGGAAGCAUAGCAAAUGUGAUCGUUGAGCCCAAUUCGGAUCAUCUAGUUGCAUUGAAGAUGAACGCAAGUGAUUUAUCUUUUAUAAACGUUCAUCAAAUGGUCCCUGAUACAACGGUGAGUACUCUAGAGUACGAAAUCGACAAUAUGUCACAAGAAUGCAUCAUGAAAACGCCGGUAAGUCCGGAUGUAUCACCGAAUUCUCAUUUUCAAAGUGAAAAAUUACAUUUUAAACUCCCAAUGGUAAAUGUUGAUAAUUCUUCGAUAAGAGUGAUUAAAAUCGGAAGCUUGGAUGAAAAUGUACUAUCCGAAACUGACUCAAUGGAUUGUAAACCUACAGUUAAUUCUCAGCAUAAUCAGAAAAGGGAAUCUAAGAUACCUAAUAUUCCAACUAUGAUAGCUUGCCAGAAUUGCGACACGAAUUUCCCAACGAAAUAUCAAUAUCAAAGACACCAGUGCGAAUUUAACGCUGAAAAAGUUGUCUUAAAACCGAAUGUUGAUAUAAAAGAUAUCGAUAAAGGGAUGAGAAUGAAAUUUGAUUGUUCAACGUGUGGAAAACAGUUUGUAAGUAAAAAUAAUUUAGAACGUCAUCAGACAAGUCAUGAUGAAACAAAUAUUAAUGUAUGUGAACAUUGUAACAAACAGUUUGUUAGUGAGAAUCGUUUAAGAAUACAUAAAGAAAAUCAUUGUAAAAAAGCAGGUGAUAUUUCAAAGUUUUAUAGAAGCGAUGUUACAGUUUGGAAAUGCGAAAAUUGUUAUCAAGUUUUUGCCACACCAGCAUCAGCUAAUAAACACGUAGAAAAUUGUGCAGAAAAUUUACAUAUCAAUAAAAACGGUGUCGAUAAAACUGAUGAUGACAACGAAGAUUGCAAAGCUUUAAACGACGAAAUUAAAAAUGUAUCAACAGUAGCACCCGAUUUAUUAGAGCAAAGUGGUGGGUUUCAAGAAAAAGAUACACCAUCGAAUAAAAACGUUCAAAAAUUCUUAACCGAACAAUUAUUACAAUGUGAAUAUUGCAACCGAACUUACGCCGAUAAAAGAUGGUUAUUAGCUCACCAAAAACAACACACCACCGAUGUUAAUUACGAAUGCAUAACAUGUUGCGAAACUUUUGAUUCGUACGUUUUCGCUUCAAAGCAUUGGUUAACAAAGUGUACGGACCAAGCGAAUUUGUUCUAUCUCCCAAAAUUAACGUAUUGCGAAUAUUGCGAUCGUACAUUUAAGUCACACGAAAUUCUUUAUACCCAUAAAUAUAAAAAGAAACAUUAUACGCCAAAAGUUUACGUUUCGUUAACUAAAGAUAAGAACAAAGAAGCAAUCGUUAAAUUAAUCGAAGACGUAUUGUUUUCGAUGAACACCGAAGAAGAGGACAAAGAAAACGAUGAUGGUAAUCAAAGUAGUAGUAACAAAGAAAAUGGCGAUGACAAUAGCGAUAUUGUUAUUAAAUCGGAAAUAUGCAGCGAAUCGAGUGGAUUCAGUAAAUCGGAUGGGAACGGUGGCGAAAAUGAAAAGAAACGACGCGGCCGGAAACGGAAAUGUUCCAGGCAAAUAAGUAAAAAUAAACGUUUGAAUGCUGUUGUUGAUGAUGGGUAUAAAUAUCAAUGUGAACGUUGCGUAACCGUUUGGAAUAGUAUUGCUGAUUUGGAGAAUCAUAGAGAAUUGGAACAUCCCGCUAAGUUUAAAUGUGAAGAAUGUGGACAAGUUGUUCAUAGUGCAAAAGCUUUAUUAAUCCAUAGUAGAGCUCAUCAAAGUUUAAAACCGUACGUUUGUGAAAUUUGUAAAAGAUGUUAUUCACAAACUUCCCAUUUAUGGCAACAUAUGAGAUUUCAUCAAGGUAUAAAACCUUUUGCAUGUCCCCACGAAGGUUGCGAAGCUCGUUAUACGAUCCGACCAGAUUUAAAAGAUCACAUUAGAAAAGUCCACACCCGAGAACGUCCUUUUAAAUGUUCCGUCUGUGAUAAAUGUUUCCUAACCGGUUCCGUUUAUUAUCAGCACCGUUUAAUCCACACAAAUGAUCGUAGAUAUGGUUGUGAUAUUUGUCAAAAGCGAUUCUUCCGAGCUGACGCACUCAACAAUCAUCGUAGAAUUCACACCGAUGAACGUCCGUAUCCUUGUGAUAUUUGUGGGAGACAAUUUCGACAAAAAGGUGAUAGGAAUAAACAUGUUCGUACCCAACAUCCGUCUUAAAUUUAAAUUAAAUUUUUUUGUUAAUAAUAAAGGUAAGUUAAAAAUG